Messenger RNA from Silurus meridionalis, 8221 nucleotides. RefSeq names its product extended synaptotagmin-like protein 1b (gene esyt1b). NCBI's taxonomy places the organism in Eukaryota, Metazoa, Chordata, Actinopteri, Siluriformes, Siluridae. The record is from RefSeq and is a predicted model, not a curated record. Bases 281 to 5854 code for a protein of 1857 amino acids. Gene Ontology annotation, molecular function: lipid binding. Gene Ontology annotation, biological process: lipid transport. The transcript has 52 exons.
CUUGAGACCAGCAGUAGGCAGAAAGAGGGGCAUGUGGCGCACGAGCUCAUUUCAGGCAACGUUACAGAGUGAGGAGGGGAAAAAUCCCAUGCUUUCGAGCUGAGUCACGACUCCCUGAGAUCCGCACUGCGACGCGCUUUUUUUUAUUAUUAUUAAUACCGCUUGAACCUAGUGCAGCUAGAACCUGGAACCAACUCGGAUGCAGAAUUUAAGCUGUAAAUAGUUUUAUUGCAUUGUUGCUGUUUGUGAUUUAAAUUAACUGUUUACAAAUUGUGCAAAGAUGUCACAGAAAGAUACAGAGCCAAGCUCUUUAGCAAAGGAGGACCUAAGUGAACCAGGAGAGAACCAGAACCCAGUCCCUAAAGCCAAGGGGAUUGAUGCGAUGGGUAUUUUAUGGACUUUUGGGAAAUGCCUGACAGCUUUGCUGCCCGUUUACCUGGCGGGGUAUUACCGAGUCAGCAGCAGUUUGGUGGUGUGUGGGCUCGCGCUCUACUCGGGAUGGAAACACACUCGAGAAGCCAAAGAGGCGAGGUUGAGGUCCGCCAUACAGCUUCUCAACGAAGAGCAUGAAACAUCCGCCAGCGUGUACAAAAGCCGAAAAGACCUACCUGUCUGGGUCAAUUUCCCAGAUGUGGAGAAGGUUGAAUGGCUUAAUAAGGUCAUCCAGCAAGCAUGGCCAUUUAUUGGCCAGUACUUACAGAAAUUGCUGACGGAGAGCAUUGCACCAUCCCUCAGAGCAUCCAGUCAACACUUGCAGACCCUCAGCUUUACCAAAAUUGACUUUGGUGACAAGGCUAUGAAGGUUGUAGGAGUGAAGGCUCAUAGUGAGACUGAAAAAGGACAAGUGCUACUGGAUGUCUACAUCAGCUAUGUGGGGAAUGUAGAAAUAAAUGUGGAGGUGAAGAGGUAUUUCUGUAAAGCAGGAGUGAAGGGGAUACAGCUCAACGGUAUGAUGAGAGUGAUUUUGGAGCCUUUGAUUGGUGAUGUUCCCAUUGUAGGCGCACUCAGUAUGUUCUUCAUCCGUAGGCCUAAGCUGGACAUCAACUGGACUGGUCUAACCAAUUUAUUGGACAUUCCAGGACUCAACCUGAAAACAGACACGAUGAUAAUGGAUGCCAUUGCGUCUUUUCUGGUGCUGCCUAACCGCCUUACCAUUCCAUUAGUACCGAAUUUACCAGUGGCACAGCUACGCUCCCCUCUGCCCAGGGGUGUGGUUCGUAUUCACCUAUUGGAAGCCGAUAAAUUGCCUGCUAAGGACAACUAUGUGAAGGGUGUGAUGUCAGGCUUGUCUGACCCUUAUGCAUUGAUUAGAGUGGGGCCACAGACAUUCAGAUCCCACCACAAAGACAACACAGACAGCCCAAAAUGGGGUGAAAUGUAUGAGGUAAUUGUUCAUGAAGUACCUGGACAGGAACUGGAGGUAGAAGUGUAUGACAAAGAUCCAGACCAGGAUGACUUCCUGGGGAGAACUAAUGUGGAUUUGGGAAUUGUGAAAAAGGCUAAAAUUGUUGAUGAGUGGUUCACUUUGAAGGAUGCUCCUACAGGGCGUGUUCACCUCAAGCUGGAAUGGCUGACAUUGCAGGACACCACUGAUUCCCUUGAGCAGGUUCUGAAAAGAAACAAAUCAGUUCUGAGUAAAACAGCAGACCCCCCCUCAGCAGCCGUCUUGACAGUGUAUUUGGACAAGGCAGAGGCACUUCCUAUGAAAAAAGGCAAUAAAGAUCCCAGUCCAAUGGUGCAGCUUUCUGUGCAGGACGUAACCCGAGAAAGCAGAACCUGCUGGAACACGGUUAAUCCUUUGUGGGAAGAUGCCUUCACAUUCUUCAUCCAAGAUCCACACAAACAGGAAAUUGAUAUCCAGGUGAAAGAUAAUGAUCGUGUACAGCCUCUGGGCAGCCUGUCCAUCCCAAUCUCCCGUCUUCUCUCAUGUUCUCAGCUCAACCUGGACCAUUGGUUUGAUCUGAAUAAUUCUGGCCCAGCCAGUCGUAUUCACAUCAACACUAUUCUCAGGGUGCUCUGGAUUGAUGAAGCUGCUGUUUCCUCCUCCCUUCUCUCAAGCAGUCAGGCUUCUACACGACCUCAGCAUACCUCCACUGAUGACAGUUUUGCCACUGAGGGGGUGCUGCGUAUUCAUCUGGUGAAGGGACAGAAUUUGAUACCCAAGGACAACUUGAUGGGGGGCAUGGUGAAGGGCAAGAGUGACCCCUAUGUCAUCAUCAAUAUUGGGGGUAGCACCUUUAAAAGUUGUGUGAUCAAGGGAAACCUUAACCCCACCUGGAACGAGAUGUAUGAGGUGGUUUUGACUGAUCUCCCUGGUCAAGACUUGUCAUUAGAGAUAUUUGACCAUGACAUGGACAUGAAAGAUGACUUCAUGGGCAGAUUAAAUAUCAGUCUAAGUGACAUUAUUACAUCCAGAUAUAGGGAUGAGUUGUUUACUCUGAAUGACGUGAAACAUGGCCGUGUUCAUCUUGUUCUGGAGUGGUUGAACAGUGUAACCCAGUCAGAUAAACUGGACCAAGUGUUACAUUACCAGUCUAAGAGUUCGUACAUGAACAAGGCAACACCUGCUGCGGCCCUGUUGUUUGUAUAUCUGGAGUCUGCCCAUGAUCUUCCAUUAAAGAAGAGUGGCAAAGAGCCUAAGGUUGGUGCUGAACUUGUUCUAGGAAAGACCACACAGAAAACCACGGUGUGUGAACGUACCAGCUCACCCCAGUGGAAUGAGGCCUUUCAUUUUCUAGUUUAUAAUCCCAAUGAAGAUAACCUUAUUGUGAAGCUGUCACACUGCUGGGACUUCUCUCUUGGCUCUGUGGUGAUUCCUAUAAGAGAGCUUCUCGACCAACCAAAUAUGCUGCUGGACCAGUGGUUAAAUUUGGAUGGCGCUUCACCUGAAAGUCAGAUCCUACUGAAAGCACAGCUUAAGAUCCUGUGCCCCAAAGUGACAGAGAAAUCCACAGAGAACAUAGAGACUGCUGUACCAAAGACCUCUGCCAAGGACAGCAAACCAGAGAAAGAACAAGAUGCAAAGCCAAGUGAGCUACUGGUUCCAAUCACUAUAUCUUCCAGUGUAACGUCUUCUGAUGAUAAUGGGAAGGAGAAAGAAAAGGAGAAAAAGGAGAGUGAGAAACCUCUAGUGGACAUAGUAUCAGUUGAAGUUCGACCUCCACAUACCAGCCCAGAUCCCAAUUUUGGAACUGAGGGUGUAAUGCGUAUCCACCUGCUGGAAGCGCAAAAUUUGAUUGCGAAAGACAAUCUUAUGGGGGGAAUAGUGAAGGGUAAAAGUGAUCCCUAUGUUAAGAUCAACAUUGGAAACAACACUUUUAAGAGUCAUGUCAUCAAGGAGAAUCUUAACCCUACCUGGAAUGAGAUGUAUGAGCUGGUUUUGACUCCUGAGUCAGCUUCACAAGUCAGCAUAGAGGUGUUUGAUAAGGACUUAGAUAAAGAUGACUUUCUAGGAAGAUUCCAUAUCAGCUUGAGUGAAAUCAUUCAGGCUCAAUACAUUGACCAGUGGUUUACUCUAGAGGAUGUAAAACAUGGACGCCUUCAUCUGGUUCUGGAGUGGCUCCCCACAAUAACAGAGUCAGAUAAACUACAACAGGCACUGCGGUUACAAUCCUUCUCCUACGAGAACAAAGCCUCACCCGCUGCAGCCUUGCUGUUUAUUCUUGUUGAGAAAGCUCAUGCACUGCCAAUGGUGAAGGGUGGGAAGGAGCCUAAGGCUGGAGCAGAGCUUAAUGUUAGUGGAACAUCUUACAAAACCAAGUUGUGUGAUCGCUCAACCUCUCCUCAUUGGAGUGAGAAGUUCCACUUUCUGAUUCAUGAUCCCAGAGAAGACAUUCUUAUUAUUAAGCUCUCCAGUGGUUGGGAUCAGCCACUGGGCACCCUGGUUCUACCAGUGAAAGAGCUUCUGUUAAAACAAGAGAUGCUGCUAGACCAGUGGCACAAUUUAGAUGGUGCUGCACCUGAAAGCCAAAUUCUACUGAGAGCACAACUUAAGAUUUUGGCCUCAAAGUUUGACAGAAAAGUUGAAAAACCUACCGAAAAAACUACUGAAAAACAUCCUGAAAAGUCUAUUGAAAAGCCAGUGGAAGAACCUAUCGGAAAAACAGCUGAAAAGUCUGAAGAACAGACUACAAAAAAGUCAACAGAAAAGUCUGUUGGUGAAAACAGUUCUACUGGUGGACAAAGUGGAGGGAGAACACCAAUCAAUGCUGAGCAGACAACACCCAAUAAAGAAGACCAAAGAAAACAAGAGACCAAGUCAACACCAAGGCUCAAUGAACUAGUGGCUUCUACAGUACCAGUGGGCGUUUCAUUUUCAGAAGACAAACAGAAAGUACCAGCAGCAAAUAUCACUCAUGACACAGAACAUGAGACAAAGGAUUUGAGUAAAGCUUCCUCAGUGGAAGGAGCCAGUAAGGCUUUGAAACCAAUGGCAGGAAGCGAUAAAACAUGUACAGGCAAUAACGAGCAACACUUGGAUAAGGCAGCCGAUAAUUCUCAUGAAAAGGUUCCUUCGACUGCUCCUGCUGCUGAAAAAAAUACAGAAAUACCACAUGUGCUACCCCAUCACACAAGUUCUUACUCUGGCUUUGCCACUCAGGGAGUGCUUCGUAUUCACCUUUUGGAGGCUCAGAAUUUGGUUGCAAUGGACAAUUUGAUGGGUGGCAUGGUAAAGGGAAAGAGUGACCCCUAUGUGAAGACUACAGUCGGGACCACAACCUUUAAAAGUCACGUGAUCAAAGAGAAUCUCAACCCAACCUGGAAUGAGAUGUAUGAGGUGAUUUUGACUCCUGACCCUAAUCUAGAAGUGAAGUUUGAACUCUACGACAAAGACAUUGACUCAGAUGACUUCCUUGGAAGGUUCAAAAUUAAGCUUGGAGAUAUAAUUAAAUCCCAGUAUAAUGAUGAGUGGUUUUCUCUAAAUGACGUAAAACAUGGCCGUCUCCAUCUGGUUCUCGAAUGGCUGCCCACUGUAACACAUCAAGAUAAACUACAGCAGGUGCUGCAGAUGCAAAGUUCCCAGUCAAGCCAGAAUAAGGCUGUUCCUUCAGCCGCACUGCUGUUUGUUCUUAUUGAGAGAGCACAUGCACUGCCUUUAAAGAAGAGUGGGAAGGAACCUAAAGCUGGAGCUGAACUUGUACUUGAGAAAACCUCUUACAAAACGAAGGUUUGUGAGCGCUCAACAUCUCCUCAGUGGCAUGAAGCAUUUCACUUCCUGGUUCAAGACCCGAACAAAGAAAUGCUUAUUAUUAAACUCUCUAGUGCAUGGGAUCAGCCAAUGGGUUCCCUUGUUUUCCCAAUCAGAGAGCUUCUCUUACAGCCAGAGCUUGUGCUGGAUAAGUGGCUGAGGCUCGAUGGCGCUUUGGCUGAGAGUCAAAUUCUACUAAGGGCAGAACUCAAGAUCCUGAACUCUAAGAUGGCAGCACUAAUGGCACUGGGUGCUGGUCCUGUUCUAAGCAAUAAACAGAUUCCCACCACUGGACAGAUCAGAAUUUCUCUAUCUUAUCAAAAGAAACUUGCUGUAAACAUCCAUGGCUGCAGAGGACUGGUGACAUCAUCAAAAGAAGGUAUAGACACUUAUGUGUCUCUGAUUUUGAUGCCUGAUAAAAGCAAAGCCACAAAGAGAAAGACUGCUGUGAAGAAGAAAGAUCUGAACCCUGAGUUUAAUGAGAGGUUUGAGUUUGACAUGACUAUGGAGGAUGCGCAACAGCGAGUGCUCAGUGUAUGUGUGAAGCACAGUUCGUCCUUCAUGAGUCGAGACAAAGAUGUCAUUGGCCAGGCAGAAAUUGAUCUGGCACAGAUUGACCUUGUAUCAGGUGUUACAGAAUGGUUUGACUUAAAAGACCACAAUUAGCUGGAGCGUCUGACCUUCUCUCAGUGGCCAAAUCCACUCAUCGAUUCAACUUUCUACUCAGAUGCCUUGCUACAAUAUUGCUUUCCAUUUCCCCUCUUUUAUUGCAGCUAUGUUUCGGACGCGAGGAUUACGAAAAUCAAUGGUGGAAUCAAUUUUACUUAUGAACAGAGUUUUAUUUAAGUUUAUUAGCAAGACAUAAGUGGGCUUCCAAGAAAUGUAAUCUAUUUACAUUGCUGCUUAUGCAAACUGGCAUAAUGAUUGUUUGAUUAUGCAAUAAUGAUAGUUUGAGAUGUUACUGUCAGUUUGUUAUCAGACAUUGGAAAUGCCUUUUCGCUUGUCUGUUGGUUGUUUUUGGCCAAGGACUUACGGACAUCACUGUGUUUUUCCAUUGUACCACUUACUGUUAUUAGCAUGGACCAGUAAAUUUAAAAGAGAUCAGUGCAGUACUGUGUAAAACUUGUUAAUAUAUUAUAACACUGAUGGCUGUUGUGUGCAUAGUGGGAUACUCACAGCAACAUGGGUAUUGCAAAGGGGAACGGAAAUCCAUUUGGAAUUUGCAGCUUACAGAGAGCAUUUUUCUUAUUUCAAGAUUAAAGCAAGUUUUCUUUUUUCUUUUUAUAAUUUUUUUCUUUGGGCUACAAAACUCGUUUAUAUUGUGCUGCUAUAAUCACUUUUACUGGCAAAUGUUUAUGUAUUUUGCACAUUUUAUUCAAGCAAAAUCAAAUAUUGACAGACAAGGCCUUUGAGCUUUGGCCCACUAUGAAUGUUAAUUUUUGCAGACAGAAUUAAUUAAAUUAGUCUAAAAAAUGUUUCACAGUCUUCCCUUAUAAUAAUAUGAUAGUGUGGGUUUUGAAUUCCUCCUUUACUAGUGGAAUUCCUUCUGAAAUCCUGAAUUUUGAGGAAAUGGGUUUUAUGUAAUCAACUACUCCACCAAUCAACUACUCCAUUCCACUCGAGAUGUUAAGUUAUGGUAUUACACUAUCUAUUUAGAUACCUUGCAAUUUUAUAUUACUACAUAGUUCAAAGAAAAUUAAUAUCGCAAAUCGCCAAGGAAAUCUCUUUGUUUAUUGCCAAAGGCAGGGGUGUUUAUAUGUUACAUGUGUCUACAAUACCCCUUGUGCUGCAUAUGCCAACUCCUGCAGAGAGCUGAGAAGUUGUUAGUAGAGGGGUUUGAUCUGCACCAGAAAAAACAUAAUUCCAAUACAGAGUUUCUAGACUGUGUUAUGAUUAAUGUGUUAGUAUUAAUAGGAAUUAGAUUGGCCUUAUGUAUAAAUAAGCUGCACUUCAAAAUUUUGGGGUUGUUUCCCUACAAGUUCCUGGAAGAUUGAGAACCUGGGUGUACCAAAUUGAUGUGAUUAUCAGUGGGUAAUGAAACUUUUUUUUUUUUUUUUUUUUGCUAAGAACAAAGUCCAGUUCUCAAUAUGCAAAUCUAAAAAAAAUUGAAGAUGGUGUGAAUAGACCUUUACUGCAUUUAUUAGAACAUAUGUUCAUGCUUGCACUCAACCUUGGAUGGCCUUACCUUUACGUGCAACAAACUGCAUAUAUCCUUGUUGCAUUUUUAUAUUUUGCUAAUUAUAUUUGAGUUAAUUUUUUGGGGUUUUCUGUUAUGGAAUAACAGGAGAUAUGGAGAUGGACUUUGUAUUAUGUAUAUGCUAUUGUUACUGAUGUUAAAAUGGUUAAAUUUCAGACAUACGUGGAUAAAAACUAGGGAAGCAUAUAUAUUUUUCCAACAAUAUCGCUUUUUGGCAAUAGAUCAGGGGCAUAUUCACGAAGAAUCUUUAGGCUAAGGUUUGCUCCAUAAUCCAAACAUUAAGACACAAAGCAUAUCAUAAGAGUCCUCUGGAUGACCUUAAAUUCAACAAGCUUUAAAAAGGCUUUGUGUUGCUUGUGGGAGUAUUUUAUAUAACAGAUUAGGGGAAGUUCCUCCAUCUGAACUGAAAACAUGUAUCAGUCAUUAAAUCUUCUCUGCAUUGCUACGGAUGACUGGAUUACUGAAUAAUAAUUGAAUGUAGAGGAAAACUUAUAAAUGCAAAUCUAAAGAUGGAGAAAUCUUACUAAUAAGAAUCUUUGUAAAUAUGCCAUAUUUUAGAGUGUAUACUUUUCCUAUCUGCUAAGUUUUUUCUUUAAGUAUUAUUAUUUUAUGAUCCAAAACUUGCUUGAAUGUAACUGCUACAUGAAUGAACAUGAAAAAGCAAAAACACCAAAGAAUUAAAUAACACAAACUGUAACACUGUUACUAAUAGACUGCAUUGUACACAGCUCUGCAUUGUUUAAUAUUCACUCUGCUGGCAAACACUUGAAUAAUUGCUUGAAUAUUACCAUUCAAUACUAUUAAAAUGCCAUUAAAGUUCACAUUUAUCCACCAAA